Molecule: messenger RNA, 4281 nt
Organism: Talaromyces rugulosus
Lineage: Eukaryota; Fungi; Ascomycota; Eurotiomycetes; Eurotiales; Trichocomaceae
Exons: 8
Coding region: 1-4281 (1426 amino acids)
Molecular function (GO): ATP hydrolysis activity; protein binding; ATP binding
Source: RefSeq, a predicted model, not a curated record
AUGGCCCGUAGAUCGCUAGAGACUUUGCCGCCCGAGGUCCUAUUAGAAAUCGGGAGACAUCUCGACAAACCGUCAACUCUAUUGACGUUUAUGGGCACCUGUUCGCGGUUCUAUGCUUUUAUUAGCCUGCACCAGGAGACACUUGUGACUCAAGUAAUGGCAAACUUGGUCACCCCGGAGCUUCUCCCACAAGCAAUAGCAGUCUUCGAAGCCUCGAAGGUGGAAUCAUGGACCCCCGAAAGAACAACUCACACUAUUUCUCAAUUCAAGGGAUUAAGGUAUAUCCAGAAAGCCAGAUUGUCCGUCAAGGAUGGGUUGAAUAUCCAAAAACGACAUGAACAGAUUGUUCUCGCCAUCAAUGACUUCGUGGAACGUGCUCUACGACAGCACCCAAAAGUACUGGUAAAGCCUAAGCCGUUGUCAAAGGGCGAAAGGCUUCGAGUCGAGCGGUCCUUUUAUCGAUUCGAACUGUGUACCAAUAUAUUUCGUCAACAUAUAUUAGACGGAAAUCCAACGUGCGAGAGAUGUGAAACAUGCAAGGAGCACACCAGAUCAUCCGUCAAUCAUGUUAUUUUAUUCCUCUUUUCAGACACGGAUCUCGAGCAGAUGGUGAUAGUAACCGAAUUUGUCCAAGAGAGAAAACAUGGGUACAUGAAGUGGGAAUGGGAUAUCACACGCGCUUGGGGCAACCCAACAACCUCCAAAGCAUGGGCUAAGUGGGUUGUGUCAUUUUUUGGUACCCCGAUUCUAGAGCAGGAUAGCUCGUCUCACAACCAUAAUACACCCAACUUAGAGUCGACAGAUUCCACGGAAGAUUCAUUGACCGAGGUCAAGUCUCUCAUUGCUGCAUCAUACGGUGGUUUAAUGCCACCGGAUACAGACGACGGGCCUAAAAACGCCUCACGUUGGGCAAAGAAAUUUAUGAAAAAUCACGAUUUGAAUAGGUUAAUCACUUUGGAGCAAAAAAGGGCCUGGGGAUAUGCACUUUGGGAUGAAUGGCGUCUCCAGGAGGAGUGGGGACUCGUUAAAGGCGUUGAAACCCCUCGCAAAAUUAUGCCCAUAGAGAAAGGGUCCGAGAAAAGACGCGAUUCUUUCGCUUCGGAGACGAGUAUACCCGUAAAAGACGACUCGAGGCCGCCGGUUUACCAGGCUGUUGUUGAGAAUGCGUCCGGCGAAACUGCUACACAAUGGACGUCGAAACAGUGGACAAGCGCCAUUCUUGCGAGGGAUUUUAUCCAAAUCUCCGAAAGCAAGCUACAAAGCAGGCUUGAUGAAUUUCUACUUCAAGCCUCGUCGUCCGAACUAGAGGCGUACGAGAAAAGCCGUACAAACUUGCUACUUAUUAUAGAAAAUUCUCAAGAAACAUACGAUAAACAGUAUGGAGAAGACCAGGACCCCAGCCCUGAACAAAAGUUCAUUAAGAUCUUCAAAAAGAACUGCAAGGAAGCUGCGGAGAUAGCAUUCGAGUUCUCCAAAAUUCUCGAUGCCAUGGUUCAGGGCGCUCCCGAUUUUGUUGCUCUUGCUUAUGGAGUUGUGAAGAUCUUGCUUUAUGCACAAGUAAACUCUCAAGAGCUCAAAGUUAAUAUAUUGAAGUACAUGGAAAGAAUCAAAGCGACUUUUGACAUGGUCGAUCAUUUGACCGUCUAUAUUCCGAGCGCCAAUCUCGUGAAUGCUGUGACCCAAAUGUACGGGCUAUUUAAUCGAUUUUUGGCAAAGGCAAUUCGGAUGUACACCCGAAAUAGAUUGAAAAUGUAUCUCACUGCUUUUGCGAAACCGUGGCGGAAACUGGAGACCAUUGUGGACUCGAUCGAAUUCACUUAUUCAAAGGUCAAGGACAUUGCACAGUUUCAUGCGGCGAUAAACACGUCCACAAACCUGUCGCUUAAUCGAGAAAAUCUCGCGACCAGUCGAAAUUUGGUCGCUCUCGGAGAAGGCACACUGGCUGUUAUCAAACAGCUUAGCGAGCAAGUCGAGGCCUUGUCUAUCAAAAUGUCAAAGGAAAACGACGUCCAUGAAGUUGCUGCAUUACUUCACCAGCGAGUAGAAGAAAAGCUAGACAACCCUGGUCUAGACGACAAGGACAAUCUACUUACACUCUCUGAGGAGACCAGUGAUGAAGCCAACUUUGAACAGCUUCUACAAGAAGUCUUCACUGAGUUACGCGACUUUGAUCAAGCCAACAAUCAGCGUCGAGAAAUCAUAGAAGAGCUCCCCGAGAUGCACAACUACCGGACAAAAAAGCGAAAUCUACUCAGAGCCGAGAAUAUUAUGGAUUGGAUAGAAUCCGAAAAGUCUCGACUUCUUUGGAUUGAUGGCAGUGAAAUCUUGAGUCGCGGGGAUUUCAAUUCUUUAUUCGCCGCGCCUCUGCUGAUUCUCGGCGAAAACACAUUUGAAUAUGUCCUUGUGCUGAGGCAUUUCUGCGGCGACGGCCUUGCUGUGAAGACAAACAACUAUCGUACACUUGUGCAGUCAUUGAUAUUUCAAGUUUUUAAGCAGCGACCUCGGCUUCUCAAAGCAAAACUUGAAAAGUUGAACAGGGAACACAGCAACAAUCUACUUCAAUUAUGGAGCCUAUUCACCGAGUGCCUCAAAGAAGUGAACGCGGAUUGCACCUUCAUCAUCAUUGACAGCAUUGACUAUCUCAGUGAAGGAGAAGUUCGAAACGGCGUCAGCGAGCGACAGAUAGUCCUGCGACAGCUCGAGGCUCUUGUUAACGACACUGAGAAGAUAGUUAAAAUUCUGCUAACUGCCAGUAUCGCACAUAACAAACUCGAAAACGCAGAAGCAGGACAGACCGCUCUGGCGCUCCCAUUCUCGCCCGGGGGGUCAACAACAAACCGGCAACUUUCACUGUCCAUAAUGCAGAAUGAAAUGUCGUUUCUCCCGCAGAAGUUGAUUGACAUCCAGGAACGUACCGGACGAACAGUAAGCUUUGCACAGCUGCCUAUGCUGUAUCCUCUAAAUUCUAUAAUAUACACCAAAGAUACCGACGCCGACAAUCAAUUCCGCGCUUACAUUGUCUCCGAGCUGAGCGGUAUGGAGCACCGGACUCUUAACAUGUACGCGCCUCUACGGAUACGAGCGUGGAGUGUGGAUCACAAUGGCCGUUACUUUACCAAAAGAUACUCGGAAUUCUUAGUUUCCCAAUUCCCAGGAGAAAAGCCAAUCACAAGUUUAAAAUUUGUGCCUACUGGUUAUCUUCCGGACGAAGCAGAACGCCGAAAGGAGCUGAUUGCUCGAGGUAGGAAGUACUGGGAGUUGGGAAAUGGGAUUUAUCACAAGCAAAUUAUCAAGAGAGGAGAUCCCGUUCGAGUCAUGGUCGAUCUCCAAUCUGUCCCCAUCUUUGGAGAUGUUCCAUUGCAAGAGAUUGAAGACCAAUUCCCUGCCAUGGCGGAGAGUAAAGCUCUGAAACCGCGAAUUUUACUCGCCUGUCCACCAAUAAUGUCGGCUUAUAAUCUUCGAGAUCAUUCCUGGGAUAGCGUUUUUGUAAACGAUAUUGGGGACAUUAUCUUCCAAAACAACAGCUUCGAUCAAGUAUAUCUCUACAAAGAAACCGACAAGGCCAUAAUGCUCAAUCUCGUCAAAACUUCCACUAUUCACCGUGAUACACAAUUAACGAAGGACGAUAACACCGCCAAUGGCCAUGACGACGGAAUUGUGUUACUAUUCCACGGCGAUCCCGGAACAGGCAAGACGUUUACAGCUACAUGUAUUGCAGAAACAGUGCGUCGUCCCCUUCUCACGACUGUGUACACCAGCAACACGGCUUCUUUGGGCAACAAGGACUUUGAGCAGUUCCUCUCCCAUCAAUUCUACCUCGCCCAGCGCUGGGACGCGAUCAUUUUGCUUGAAAACGCGGAACAAUUUCUAGGCAAGAAGAACCCAGAGGUGGCAUCCGUGACACUGCGCAUCAUGGACCGCUUUUCUGGCGUUCUCAUCCUCAGUACAAACAUCAAUCUCGGCCAAGUAGAUAGCGCAAUGCAGUCCCGCCUAACGCAGCAUUUUGGAUUCUACAGGAUGGCGCAGGAGAUCAAGGGCCAGCUAUGGACCCGGCUCUUUGGCGGACUUGGCAUCCAGCAGCCAGACCUAGAUGAGCUCGUCCAGUUUGUCCAACACCAUAAUUUCUCGUCGGCGACUGCUACGGGCCGAGACAUUCAGAAUUCCUUCAUGGCCGCGAAAAGACUUGCGGAACUUGCAGGGGAGACUCUAGGCAAGGAGCAUUUGGAGAGCGUUCUAGCCCCGAGACAGAGUUAUGUUGUUCAUGUCGAGAUAACAAGAUGA